AUAGUAAAAUGAAGAUUAGCUACAGUAUUCUAAGCUUCAAAUACGAAGAUUAUGUGGUAAAAUUUCAAGAUUGUAAAUGUCUGUGUAAUUAGUAAAAGCUCUACAUUGGCGAUGUCUCCUCCCACCUCGUACCUCUUGCUGACGGCUGACUUGUUUGCUCUGGGGUUUAAUAUUUAGCUCACUCUGAAGCAUUUUCCAACCACUUCGCCAGCUGUGUUUUUAGAACUGUAAACACAAAGAGCAUUUAAAGUACAGGCUUGGUUAGGGAUAUGUUGUUGGUGAGCGCUUGAAGAGAAUUUCUUUUUAAAAACAAAUAAUUGUUCCAUUACAGUUUUUGUAUGUGCAGAAGAAUUGUUAGAGUGUUUAGUUCUCCACAUGUAUCAAUAGUUACUCUUUUAAUUAUCAGUUUGAUGAACGUCUGAAAAGAAAUGGGUCCUCGUACAGCAGACAGUGCUUCUAAGAAUGAAAAACCCACUAAGAGUGAGAGCUGUGUUGGUCCAGCAAGACCCAGGCUAAGAAGCAGCAGCGAUGGAAGCAUUUACACCAGAAGAACAGUUGGUGGCCGCAUUUCUUUCUCUUCCCUCACACUCUCUAACCCUAAAUCAGUCCUGAGAAGACCAGUGAGCACAGAGGAACUGCAAACACCAGGCGGCCCCUACAUUAAGAAAAUAUUCACGAUUGUUGGUGAUGCAGUGGGAUGGGGGUUUGUGGUUAGAGGAAAGCAGCCAUGUUACAUUCAGGCUGUGGAGCCCUUUGGUCCAGCUGCUGCUGCUGGGAUGAAGGUACGACAGUUUGUGGUCUCAGUGAAUGGUCUUAAUGUUCUCAAUCUGGACUACAGGACAGUCAGCCACCUGAUCCUCACUGGACCCAGAACUGUAGUGAUGGAGGUGAUGGAGGAAAGAGACCACUGGGGAGAAGAAGAAAUGCAAUUUACUCAAGAAUCAAACUAGAGAAUAGUUACCAUGUGUUGAGAGGCAGGAUAGGUUCUUUGAAGAUUGCAGUUUUGAAUCGACUUUGUAGUGCAGUAUUUUAACAGAAACACAUGGGAUCUUGUGUUCUGAAAAUGAUAAAAUUCAGUUUUAGAUGAACACAUCGGCCAAUUCAUAACUGACCAACAACCUGCUCAAAAACAAGAUUUCUAGAGUUCCAGAAGAAAUAAAUGGCUAAAAUUAAGGCAAAAGACUAUUAGACUAAAGUACAUAGGUGUCAUGAUUUAGUACAAGAGUUCAAAUAUUGUCAUUUAUGGCAUGAAGAAUUGGUACAAUGUUUAAAUUCAAGCUUUAGAAUUGUUGGAAAGAGUUCUGCAGAAGAAUGAAAUGCAUUGUAUUUCACUGGCAGCUAAAAGGCUAUCAGAAUAUCUGAAACAAGAAAUAGCUCAUAUGUCUUUAAAUGGGUUGAAAAUGUUAAAAUAAAUCAAUCAAGUUUAUUUGCAUAACACAUCUCAGCUACGAAGCAGAUCAAACUGCUUUAUAUCAUGAAAACAUAAAAACAUAAGAAGCACCCCGAUUUUGAGUGACUUUUUCAGAUUAUCUAAGGUGUCUGGCAAAAAGACAUCUGUGUCUGAAAAAAAUUUGAACAAUAGAGGAAAAUAUAUAUGAAUGCCUCAGCAAAAAUGUAUUGUUUUAAAACUAGAAGUGCUCCAAUUGAAAAUUGGUUAUUUAAAAGCUUGUAAAGCGCCUUAAACGUGUCCUAUAAAGUCACAUUGGGUUGUUAGGGAAAAUUCAGAAAUAAUUCCACCUAUCUUGUGUUUCCCUUUUCAACAUACCAGCAUAUGUGUGCCUUAUAAGCCUAUUUCACCUCCUUGCAACAUUUAGACAACCCAUCUGAGCCAACACACAGCACAGCAUUUAUGGUUGCAAUUAUCAUUUGAGUAUCUUGGAGUUUAAGUCAGGAUAUAUCUGAUGUGUCAUUUGACCUAAAUAGUUUUUAAAUCUGAUUGAAUUUGGUUCCUCAUAAUUUCUACCUAUUAAAUGCUAACCUCAGUGUCCAUGGGAGAAUAUAUUGAAAACAUAUUCUGGAAUUGAUUGUGCUGUUCUCAUUCCUUUUCUGAGGUUACUUGGACUUUAAACUCUGCCACUUUACUGCCUGUCUGUUCACAAACCCAGUAUCAACAGAAGGAACAUUUCCACUGACCUGCUCACACAAAAACAUGUCUGGUCACAAAAAAACACCCUUCUAAGACCUCCCCUGAUUGUGUUUGUCUUUCCAUCCACACCAUUCUGAUUCCCAGAAAGGAAAUAGGAAGUGUGUAGUUGAAGUGUGAGGCAGAUAAACAACUUAACAAAAAUAAAGAUUGUGACUCACGAUUAGCUUUAAAGUAUUUUUGUACAGUCUACCAUUCUAUUUACAUUGUAUACCUCUAUAUCUGUUUUUAUUAUGUAGUUUUUUGUUUUGUGGCACUUUUUCUGCAUUAAUAUGAAUGCUUUACAAGGAUUUGAUUCCAUAGCCUCUGUGAAUGUCUUUAUUCCACUUUUGUGUUUUAUUAUAGAGACAAUGCAAAGAAUUAGUUUUGAAACGUGUAAGAUAACAAAUUUUCUUCAUGAAUAUUGUUAUUCUACAUGAAUAUCUUUUCUUUUUUUUUUCCUAAACAUAUUUGCAGAUUUUUAAGUAAGUAGAAAUCCCUUUUAAACUCAACUGUUUAAAUUAUUAGUUUUUAUUUAAAAACAUUGUCUUUAUUUUUUUUUUCACAUUUUGUGUUGAAAAUGUGAAAAACAAUAAAAUACUCUUCAUUGUCACAGACAUUAUCCUCAAACAUGAUGGCAAUAUACAUAAAUGCUAAAGAUUAACAUACAUUCAUGUAAUCUUGUUCAAUUAAAUAACCUUUAUUAUUUAAUUUGUAACAAAUAAAAUUGGCUAUGCUGUACUACCAGAAGGUGGCAGUAUGGCCUAAAUUGUGCAUGACGAGUCCCAUCAUUUUUGUUUUUGGUAAAGAAAUGUCCCUCAUGUAAGCUUGUGAACAUUAGCAUAAACUAUAAUAACAAUACUAAUACAAAAAAAACAGGGAGUAAACCCUGCUAGCAACCAAAUUCCAACACACAUUUCUAUAUUUGAUUUAAUGUAAUCCAAUUCAAUUACAUUUUUCAACCAAAUUACAUUGUGAAAUCAUCCCUCAGAGAGAAUUGUUUUUGUUUUUUAUUGAUCUUACAGGUUCCAUUAAUAAGACCUUGUAGAUAACUCUUAUUGAGUCAUGUUCGUAAUAUUGAGAUUGUACAGUUAUUUUUGUUUGUUUGUUUGUUUUUGGUUUUUUUAUUGAUUUAUUUGUCUAUUUAUACUCUUCAUUUCAUGUCUGGUAGUCCUUUUAAAAAACUAGAUGCAUGUGUUCAUUAUAACCUUUUGUGUCCAGUGAAAAGCAUGACAACUGAUUUCCUUAAAACAAAAAGGUCAACAAAAAGUAACAAAGAGCACCAAAAGCUUUAUCUCUGACAUUUCUGGAUGCCCCAUUUUUAACUCAGGGUGUGACACCAGUAGUAUUUAGGGAAAUGAGUGUAAAUGUUGGCUUUGUUCCUGAACUGUUGAACUCUGUCCAGAAGCUUUCAGUGUUUGGAAGAAUGACAGAAAAAGAGUAAAAUUACAGUCAUUACUUACAUUCUCUCCUGUCAGCAAGGAAACCUCUCAGAGAUUGAUGAGUAUCUAUCAGCUGAUGAAAAAAAGGUAAAACACUUUCAUGAAUAAAGGGAAUGUAAAUUGUUGAAAAAGG
Gambusia affinis (western mosquitofish) is the source of this 3697-nucleotide messenger RNA. RefSeq names its product DEP domain-containing mTOR-interacting protein-like. Gene Ontology annotation, molecular function: protein binding. The coding region runs from base 429 to 950 and encodes 173 amino acids. The record is from RefSeq and is a predicted model, not a curated record. NCBI's taxonomy places the organism in Eukaryota, Metazoa, Chordata, Actinopteri, Cyprinodontiformes, Poeciliidae. The transcript is spliced from 5 exons.